Messenger RNA from Prunus persica (peach), 618 nucleotides. RefSeq lists its product as uncharacterized. The record is from RefSeq and is a predicted model, not a curated record. Lineage: Eukaryota; Viridiplantae; Streptophyta; Magnoliopsida; Rosales; Rosaceae. The transcript is spliced from 2 exons. The coding region runs from base 1 to 618 and encodes 205 amino acids.
AUGUCGUGGCGGCCUUCAUUCGGAUAUGGCAUGACUCUUGCAUUCGGGUUCCAGUUCCACCCGGGUGUGAAUGAUUACAAGGUGGUAAGGAAGGUAUCAAUUGAUGUAGAGGAGCUUCUCUCUGCAGUGGAGAUUUAUAGUUUAAGCACAAAGUCUUGGAAGAUGGUUGAUGUAAUUCCUCCUUUGAUAAAGAGCAUGAAGUGGGUUUGUGGAUAUGGAAUGUACGCCGGCAAUGAGGUAUUUCAAGAAAUCCAGCUACUGGAGGGUAUUGCCGGUGGGAUUAACUCUGUUGAGGAGUACAAAGAAUCAAUUUGCUUGUUGCAACUCGACAAGGAUGGGCAAGAGGGGCAUAUUAACAUCUGGAUUCUCCAAGAAAAUUAUUUUAAAAAGUUGGUCACUGUUGGUUUUCCUGGAAUGAGUCUUACCCCAUUGGGAUUUAGAAUGAAAAAUGAACUUCUUCUCGAGCUUCAUGAACAAGAUAGUAAAGGAUCUGAUCUGGCUAUAUAUAAUCUUGAGUCCAAGCAGCUCACUCAAACUGGAAUUAGGUUGGUGAAAAAUUACUAUGAUGCCUAUUCUGUGGCUACUUACGUUGAAAGUUUAGUCUUACUCAUGGAUUAG